Messenger RNA from Symsagittifera roscoffensis, 3102 nucleotides. RefSeq names its product kinesin-1 heavy chain-like. Gene Ontology annotation, molecular function: microtubule motor activity; ATP binding; microtubule binding. Gene Ontology annotation, cellular component: microtubule. The record is from RefSeq and is a predicted model, not a curated record. Gene Ontology annotation, biological process: microtubule-based movement; mitotic cell cycle. NCBI's taxonomy places the organism in Eukaryota, Metazoa, Xenacoelomorpha, Acoela, Convolutidae.
AUGGGCGGCGAGGCCGUGAGUGUUCGUGUCCUCGCCCGAAUCAGACCAAUCAACAAAAACGAAGAGAAAAAGGGCGAAAAGAGUGUAGUUAUUUUCAAAGGUGAGAAUGGAGUGACUACUGAGUCACAUCCGAAGAAGUGUUUCAACUUCGAUGCAGUGUUGCAGCCAGAGGUCACUCAGAAGGAAGUGUUCGAUGAGGGCAUGAAACCCAUUGUGGAACACGUGCUCAAAGGUUACAACGCAACAAUUUUUGCAUAUGGACAAACUGCAUCUGGUAAAACAUUUACCAUGGAAGGAGCUCUCAAUGACCAAAAGAACAAAGGUGUGAUUCCUCGGAUGGUGGAUGCUCUCUUCAGCAGUGUAGACAGCGCCAAAGAGAAGACAGAGCUCUGCAUUAAGCUGUCCUAUUUCGAGAUCUACAAUGAGAAGCUGCAGGAUCUGCUCAAACCAGAAAACGACAACCUCCCUGUACACGAGAGGAAAGGGUCCCCAUACGUCAAGGGUCUACACGAGGAGUCUUUGGGGUCGCCCAAGGAGGUGAUGAAGUGUAUUGAGAAGGGCAAAAAGAACAGACACACUGGAAAGACCAACAUGAACGAACACUCCUCAAGGUCACACAGUGUAGUACAGCUCAAGGUCGAACAGUCUACGCAGAAGGGCAAGAGUAACAGUCUUCUGUUUCUGGUGGACUUGGCAGGAUCAGAAAAGGUGGCCAAAACAGGCGCCACAGGAGACAGGUUGAACGAGGCAAAGAACAUCAACAAGUCUCUCUCCUGUCUGGGAAACGUGAUCAACGCCCUCACUGAGAAGAAAAAGACACACGUACCAUACAGGGACAGCAAACUCACACGCAUUCUUCAGGAGAGUUUGGGCUGCAAUGCAAGAAUGACGAUGGUAAUUUGCUGCUCGCCCGCCAAAAUGAACGAACAGGAGACCCACUCGACACUCAUGUUCGGCCAGCGAGUGAAGACGAUCAAGAACAAUGUGAAGGCCAACACUGAGAAGUCCAGUGAGUACUGGAUGAAGAUGUACAACAAUGAGUGCAAUAAGGGAGCUAAAGUAAAGAAACUGGUGCUGAAGUUAAUCAAGGAGGCCAAAGAGCACAGAAAAGGUAAGAAGAGGUUUAAUCCAUUCCAGAAAACUGUUUCAAAUAAAAUGAGUUUUGGUUUCCAUAUCAUUUAUCAUCAAUCACCUGAUAUCAAGUCUUUCAAUAAUGCACGGCGAAUCCUUCUGAGGUUUCCAGCUCUCACUUCUAUUCAUGUAACAAAGGUGAAAUGUUUUGUUAAUCUCGAGUUUUCUGGUAUUAAAAUCUAUUCAGGUGGCAAACCCAAACCGGAAGUUGACCUGGAGGAGCUGAAGAAACUGCUGGAUGAUUUCGGCAAGGGAGACGCGCAUGCGAAGAUUGAGAAGAUGGAUGGGGACGAUGACGGCAACUCUCCUGAUACCCCUGCUGGGCAAAAGAAUAAAGAUUCGGAGAGGCUGGGCAGCAAAUUGAGCAAAACUUCAGCCGCCAAAGGAAGCAAGGCCGGAAAGGGCAAGAGCAAGGGUGGAAAGGGAUCCAAACUGAGUGGGGUGGAGGAAGGUGAUGAGGAUGGGGAGGGAGGCGCGGACGGGGAGGGGGAGGGGGACAAGAGUGCGGACGGGGGGAAGAGUGAAGACGGAGAAGAGGGUGGGGAGGGAGGCGAAGGCGAAGAUGGAGAGGGUGGGGAUGGCGGCGGUGGUAAGAGCGAAGUACCAGAAGACGUUAAGGCAGUGCUUGAGCAGGAGGUCAAACUGAAGACUGAAGAAUACGAACAGGAGAGGAACAAGAUGGUGAAGGAGAUAGAUGCAAAGGAUGACAAGAUAGCGAAGCUGACUCAGGAGCUGAAAACUCUCAAGGCACAAAUGGAGCAGCAUGGAAAUAAGUACAAAUCCGCCCAGCAGGACGGCAGAAAAGCCAUGGAACAGGUCACCGAACUCAACAGGUGGGCAAAAACUUCGUCGGUGAACAGAAUGUGGCCCAGUUUGAGUACCGAAAACCAGAUCCCUCCAGGCCGAAUGAAGGGUUCGCAGCAUCAAGAGCUCUGCUGGCAAAAGCCAAACAUUAUGCAGUGGGAGGAGGAAGGAAACAUCGGGAACUGGAGGAAGAACUAAGACGUAUGCGCAAUGACAAGGAGCAGCGGGAGGCGGCCCAGAUGGAGCAGGUGAUGAUGUUGAGUCAGGCUAAGCAGCAGAUGGACCAGAUGAAGGAGGCCAUGCAGGACCUCAAAGACGACAACGCAAGGCUGCAGUCCAACAUGCAGAAGAGAAAUGCACAGAUAGCUGCCAUGGGCAAGACGGGUGCAGACGACAUAGAUGACCCUGACCUGAAGAUGUUGAAUGACGAGCACCAGGGCCAGAUUGGGAAGAUGAGGGUGCAGCUGCAGGAGGAGAGUAGGAAGGCGGAAAGGGCCAACAGGGCGAGGGAUGACGUCAUGCAGCAGGUGGAGCGACUGAAGAGUGAGAUGCAGGCCCAAAAGGAGAAGUUCCUCAGAGAGAAGGCGGAGCUGGAGGCAGGCAAUUCAGUGCUGCAAGGCUACGAAAACGACAUGAAGGAGUUUGAGAAGAACCCUCAGAACACCCUGACUGCACCCGUGGGGGAGGGGGAGACAGACAUUGGACCCACUGCUAAGAAACAUAUCAAAACAUUAGAGGGACAAUUGGAGCAGGCAAAUUCGAGGAACAAAAGUCUGGAAGAGGAGAACCAACAGUUGAGGUCACAGGUGCGCAACUUGAACGGGGAGGUCUCCGUUGCAAAAAAGAGUGCUGAUGUUGCAGACUCAAAGUUCCGCAAGGCCACCGAAGAACAUUUGAAGGAGAGAGCUUCACUGCGAAACUCAAUCGACCAGGCGACUAAAACAAAACUUAUGAGCUCCAAAGGUAGAGGCAGCAUCAAACAGACCACAACUGCAGGCAGUCUCAAGAGGUCGGGUGCUCUUUCUGACGAUGAUGACGAUGAAGAUAGUAGUAGUAGUGACGACAGCAAGUUGUCCAGUCAUCUCAGCAAGUAGAAAAUGGUUUCAUGAGAGCCCAGUAGAACCACUGGAUCACUAACUCCACGGCCAGCAGUUCGUAGAAAGCUAG